AUGCAUCACAUGCCUGCCUCAGGUUCAGCUCUUGGAAAGUUUCGAGGCUCGUCUCAUUUGCGGCCUCUGGAGCCCCACGCCGACAGCGUCAUAUCGUCAGCCGACACGAUUUCCUCUUGGAUUGUUAGGCGCGCUUAUCUUCGCGCGGCCGCCCAAAUGAUUGCCACAUUCUCGCACACCACUCCUGUUCACUUUUGCAUCUGUGAUGGUACAAACAAGAAGUACCGUACUCAAUGUCCCCGGCAAAGUCUUUCAGCGACCGUGUCGUCUACGUCGGCAUCUACAAGACGGCAAUUGCUACUCAGGACCUACUUGCACAUCAACGCGUUGAGCCUUUGCAGCAUCCUCUUCAUCGGCGUCUCCACAUUGGCGAAGCUCUUUUGGUCGCUUCGCUCCAGCACCUUCCUUCCCCAAUAUCCUCCUGUUUUAGUCACGAUGUACGCAUACAACAAAUCUUUCAAAGAAACUUGA
Molecule: messenger RNA, 471 nt
Organism: Protopolystoma xenopodis
Lineage: Eukaryota; Metazoa; Platyhelminthes; Monogenea; Polystomatidea; Polystomatidae
Source: the annotation of a GenBank genome assembly